This is a messenger RNA of Prorocentrum cordatum, 306 nucleotides long. Lineage: Eukaryota; Dinophyceae; Prorocentrales; Prorocentraceae. The record is from the annotation of a GenBank genome assembly.
AUGCCGGCGGCCCCCUCCGGCACCGCGCCCCUCAGGUACCGAGGCAGCAACUGGCUGCGCCAGCGCCUCUGCCUCUCCACGGUGAGCGGCCGGCCGGUGGUCAUCACCGACAUCCGGCCUCGGGACGAGGAGCCCGGCCUCAGGGACUUCGAGGCCCAGAGCUUGCUCCGGUCGAGGACUGAGGACCGAGGUGCUCUGGGCGUCCUUGCCAUCCAGGCGGGGUCUCUGGAGGGCAGUGCAGACCUCGAGAGGCUUCUGGUGACCACCUCCGCAGACUUGCCCUUGACCUCUGGGUACGUUCUUUGA